This is a messenger RNA of Styela clava, 1507 nucleotides long. Its product is annotated as popeye domain-containing protein 3-like. Gene Ontology annotation, cellular component: sarcolemma. Gene Ontology annotation, biological process: skeletal muscle tissue development; regulation of membrane potential; striated muscle cell differentiation. Gene Ontology annotation, molecular function: cAMP binding. The record is from RefSeq and is a predicted model, not a curated record. NCBI's taxonomy places the organism in Eukaryota, Metazoa, Chordata, Ascidiacea, Stolidobranchia, Styelidae.
GUUAGUCUAACAUGGCGGCAACGGGGGUAGAAGUUGCUCCCCGUGGAGACACACCAGGAUCUAUAUUUCCCGAUAUUACCACGAUUGGGUAUUCUGAAAUUGUGACCACCACUGAAGUCGGAAACUUUUCGUCGUAUGGACCCAGAGGAGACACAUGGGAAGAAUGUAUUUAUUGGUUCAAGACAAUGCCCGGUUCUUUUUUCCAGCUGGGAAAUCUAUUUCUUUUGAUGAUGUUCAUGGCUGGUGGAACUUCCGUAACUUGCGCUGUUUUCACUCAUUUUUUGGGGAUUCUGUCUUUCACCAGCUUUAUACUAUGGGCAUACAUUGAUGCCUGCUCUCUGGAUAUCAUGUGCUGGUCGGGCGUGAUAAUUUUAGUGAAUUUGAUUCAGCUGAUUAUCACCUGUAGAAGAUCACGUCGGAUUCAGAAUAUCAUGGGAAAGGAUGGUAUGGGCCAUUUACAUAGCAUUCGCUUUUCCCCAUUCGGAGUACCUCCAAGACUCUUUGUGGAAUUAGUCACGUGCAAGGGAUGUGAAAUAACACAUAUGGAAGCCGGACAAAAUUACGCCACGGAAAACAAGACACCGAUUGAUAAGAUCUCGUUACUUCUAAACGGAAGAAUGAAAGUGCUUUGCAAUGGAAAAUUUCUUCAUUACAUAACACAAGACACAUUUAUUGAUUCUCCAGAAUGGACUGUAGCUGAACCAGAUUCUACACGAUCGUUCAAGGUGACCAUCACCUCUGACGCGGCUUGUACGUAUAUAUCAUGGAAACGAAAAGGACUGAUUGCGCUUUUGUCGAAGCAUAAAAGCCUCAAAAAGAUCAUGUACGCUAUGAUUGCGAAGGAUGUCACAGCAAAAUUCUACGACUUGAAUGACCGUUGCAUUACGGAACGCGGAUUCCGAUAUGACAUUCGUUUACCAUGUGUGAUGUCACUACCUGAAGACGUAGAAAAACGGAACAAAGCUUUCGUUGCGUCUCAUUCAGCACCUGGGACACCUGGCUUGGAUUCGGAAGAUCAUCAGAGCACCACACAACAAGCUGCUUGAAAGUCAUCAUCAUGUCAUCAAUCUCAAAUACCAUGCAUCAUAUUUUUCUGUAGGAAUCUUCGACGUCCAUUUCAUAUUUUAUCAUAAGAAGCUACAUUCAUUCCCAGGCUUACACUAGAAACUAAAUGCUUAACUCGUUUUUAUGACUCAAAAUUUAGGACGCCGACAUCGACAAAAGAAACUUGGGAAAACAGCGGCCGCCAAAUAUGCGAACAUUUUUGCCAGCAAGCUCCGUGCCCGAGUUAGCAUGAGAGCGAUGCAAAGGCCCGUCGUCAAGGUCAGACGGGAGCCUCUGAAAGAAGAGGGCUAAAAGAAAUAGAGAUCUAUAAUGUUAAUAUCCCCUCCAAUUAUAAAUUUUUGGAUGUGCUUCAAUUUCAAAUAAGUUAUACGAAUUUUCAUUCAAUUUGUUAGGUAUUUUUCUCUUUCGGUGUUAAAUAUAAUAUUUAUGAUAUAGCGGAAAA